AUGGCGUCUCAAAUGGCCCUGCAAGAGAAGGUGCUACUUGGUCAAGGAGCUUUUGGCCUUGUAUAUCGUCUGCACGCCAAAAGUCGUGUUGCUGUGAAGGAACUUCGUGGCAGCCGAGAAGAGCAUGAACGGGAGUUAUCCGCACUAAAAGAGCUUGCACAUCCGAAUAUUGUCAAUUUCCUCGAUGCCACCCCUGAUUAUGUACCUGAUGACCCUUAUUGCUAUCUCAUCUUCAUGGAUUAUUGUGACUAUGGGUCUUUGGAGAAAGUAAUCAUUGAUCCAAAAAUUAUCUAUACCGCAGCUACGAUCGUCAGUUGGGCUAUGGAAAUCAUCCUCGUAGCGGACCUAUUUCGCCUAAAAUUAUCUGAUUUUGGCAUUUCGCGGCCAGUUGACAAUUUGGUGCGGCAUGAAGGAGCCGGUACACAUGGGUAUAUGGCACCAGAAAUUCUCGAGGCAAUUGGGAAUCGGAAUGACACACCGGCAAAACAGAUGCGAGCCGAGGAUAUUUACAAAUGCGAUACCUACAGUGCGGGGGUGGUCGUUUGGGAAAUAAUGAAGAGAAGGUGUCUCGUUGAGGAUUGCACAAUGAGACCUACAGCGAAGCAGAUCUUGACUGACUUGGCAACCCUGAGAUACGCAUAUCCGUUGGAUCCGGUGAUGCGCCGGAGUCAGAAACGGUUAUUAAAACCUAUCGGAUUGGACGUUUCCGCCUGGAUAGGCGCGACUAAGGUGGAUUUUUCCGAGUUGAAAGUCAUGCUUGAGGAGUUGUCUAAACGAUUCAGACCCCAAGAAAAAAGAUCUGUUUUGCUUGAGGCUUUGGUUUGUCAGAUGACGAAUAACAAGUUCGAUUUGGAAACAGUCGAUAUUGAAGAACGAGACAAGCAUUACCGUUGUAAAAUGCCUCUCUUGAUGAAGCAGUUCUGGCGGCCCCGUGCCUUUAUGGGGCUGCUGGCUUUGCCUCGGUUCCACACUCACUGGGGACUUGCCCUUGGAAUCUGGAUAUUGUCGGGCAUUUGCCCGGCGAUUGCCUGCUGUUAUUGUAUGCGGCGUUGCGUAAUCAGCAUCCAACGCAAGUUCGUUUUUCUAACGCCAGAUUAUGAAAAC
Molecule: messenger RNA, 1104 nt
Organism: Mesorhabditis spiculigera
Lineage: Eukaryota; Metazoa; Nematoda; Chromadorea; Rhabditida; Rhabditidae
Source: the annotation of a GenBank genome assembly